Molecule: messenger RNA, 1879 nt
Organism: Dioscorea cayenensis subsp. rotundata (Guinea yam)
Lineage: Eukaryota; Viridiplantae; Streptophyta; Magnoliopsida; Dioscoreales; Dioscoreaceae
Product: probable anion transporter 6, chloroplastic
Exons: 15
Coding region: 238-1629 (463 amino acids)
Biological process (GO): transmembrane transport
Molecular function (GO): transmembrane transporter activity
Source: RefSeq, a predicted model, not a curated record
GGCAGGAGAAAAGUAGUGGGAUGGCGGUGAGGUUACCGUUGCUAUCUGACCGUUGGAUCGUGAUCCGACGGCCAUUGUUUCAUACACCAAACCCUCGGUUGGGGAAUGCUCUUCUCCGGCUCCGGCUCCGGCCUGCCGUUCGGCGGCUGAAGGAGGUCAGGGAUUCGUCCGGCGUUGAGGGGACGGAGGUUGAUGUGGCCUCAGGGAAGGAUAGGGGAGCUCUUAAUGGUUUGAGGGAUGGUGAAGAUGUUAGAAUUAGGGUUUCGGAGGGAGAGGGGAAAAGAGGAUGGGAAGUGGAGUUGGCCUCCAUGGAAGAGUUUGCCGGAGAGGUAUAAGCUUAUUGGUGCUACUUCUCUCGCCUUCGUGAUUUGCAAUAUGGAUAAGGUUAACCUUAGUGUCGCAAUCAUUCCCAUGUCCCAUCAGUUUGGGUGGAAUUCAUCAACUGCUGGCCUAGUUCAGUCUUCAUUUUUCUGGGGCUAUGCUUUGAGUCAAUUGCCUGGCGGGUGGCUGGCAAAAUUAUUUGGUGGAAGGAAAGUUCUUGAAGUCGGUGUUUUGGCUUGGUCUCUAGCUACAAUACUAGUUCCUUUUGUUGCUGGUUUUAUGCCUGGACUAGUGUUGUCAAGAAUUUUGGUUGGAGUAGGAGAAGGUGUUUCUCCAUCAGCAGCAACUGAUCUCAUUGCAAGAACUAUACCUUUGGAAGAGCGUUCCAGAGCAGUUGCAGUUGUUUUUGGUGGUUUGAGCAUAGGAAGCAUCUUGGGGCUACUAUUUGCUCCUCCCAUCAUCCAAACCUUUGAUUGGGAAUCAGUGUUUUACAUAUUUGGCGUCCUUGGGAUAAUUUGGUGUUUGGGAUUUGAGUUGGUAAAAGAAAAGGAAUUGUCAUUUGGCAAUAAAAACAUGUUUGGAUUGAGGCCAGGAUCUUCAGAUUCAAGUUUUCCUAUCUCUAGACAAGUAUCACAGGGUGCAUCAUCAUUAACAGAAUUGGCUGAUUCACUUAAGAGUGUACCAUGGAAAGCAUUUUUCAAAAGCCCAGCGGUAUGGGCAAUGAUAUAUGCCCAUUUUUGUGGUAGUUGGGGCCAUUACACAUGCUUAUCUUGGCUCCCUACUUUUUUCAGCGAGGAGCUCAACCUAAACCUGACAGAGGCUGCAUGGGUCUCUAUUAUCCCUUCAUUAGGAUCAAUUCUUGUCACUUCCAUUGCGGCACCUUUUGCUGACAAUUUGAUCUCAAAUGGAGUUGAAACAACAACAGUUCGAAAACUUUGCCAAACAAUCGCCUUUUUAUCUCCUGCAACGUGCAUGAUUCUUUCCUCUUUGGAUCUCGGUCUACCACCUUGGGAAAUCGUAUUAAUUCUCAGUGGUGGUUUAGCUCUCUCAAGCUUCGCCUUAUCAGGACUGUAUUGCACUCAUCAAGACAUAUCUCCUGAAUAUGCAAGUAUACUUUUGGGCAUCACAAACACAAUUGGAGCAGUACCAGGAAUUAUCGGUGUUGCUCUCACGGGAUAUAUUCUUGACUCGACUCAUUCAUGGAGUUUAUCAUUGUUUGUGCCGUCAAUCUUCUUUUACUUAACCGGCACUGCUGUAUGGUUGACCUUUGCAAGCAGUAAACCUCAAAGCUUUUCAAAGAGUGAUUGAAGAUCUUGCUAGGUUUUUUCGGCAGACAUCAUUUAUAAAUUGUUCGCCGACAAUGGCCGAUUGCUUCAAGAAAUUCUUCCGAUGAUAUAUAUUUUUUUGUUAUCUGACAAGAUUAGUGAGACUGUCAAAAGUAGAUGCAAAGAUGGAGAUGUAAUUUGCUGUACCUUUGUAAAGAAAUGAAUGCUCAGUGAAAUCAAAAUUACAACUUUGUUUGAACAAAUAAAUAAAAUCUGUGAAUUUUAUUUAAAAA